CUGAUAAGGGAUGAUAGGGGUGAUGUUGAUGAAGGGGGUGAUGGGCAUGAUAGGGGUGAUGGGGAUGAAGGGGGUGAAGGAGAUGAUGGGGUUGAUGGGGGCGAUGGGGAUGAUGGAGAUGAUGGAGAUGAUGAUGUGAUGGGGAUGAUGGGGGUGAUGGGGAUGAUGGAGAUGAUGGAGAUGGUGACGGUGAUGGCAUAUUUGGAUGAUAGGGGUGAUGUUGAUGAAGGGGGUGAUGGGCAUGAUAGGGGUGAUGGGGAUGAAGGGGGUGAAGGAGAUGAUGGGGUUGAUGGGGGCGAUGGGGAUGAAGGGGUGAUGGAGAUGAUGGGGGUGAUGUGGAUGGGUGAUGUGGAUGAUGUGGAUUAUGGAAAUGAUGGAGAUGAUGGGGACGAAGGGGGUAAUGUUGAUGAUGGAGAUGAUGGGGAUGAAGGGGGUGAUGGGGAUGAUGGGUGUGAUGGGGAUGAUGGAGAUGAUCGAGAUAAUGGAGACGAUGGGGCUGAUGGGGAUGAUUGGGUUGAUGGGGGUGAUGGGGAUGAUGGGUGUGAUGGAGAUGAUGGGGAUGAUGGGGGUGAUGUUGAUGAAGGGGGUGAUGGGUAUGAUAGGGGUGAUGGGGAUGAAGGGGGUGAAGGAGAUGAUGGGGUUGAUGGGGGCGAUGGGGAUGAAGGGGUGAUGGAGAUGAUGGGGGUGAUGUGGAUGGGUGAUGUGGAUGAUGUGGAUUAUGGAAAUGAUGGAGAUGAUGGGGACGAAGGGGGUAAUGUUGAUGAUGGAGAUGAUGGGGAUGAAGGGGGUGAUGGGGAUGAUGGGUGUGAUGGGGAUGAUGGAGAUGAUCGAGAUAAUGGAGACGAUGGGGCUGAUGGGGAUGAUUGGGUUGAUGGGGGUGAUGGGGAUGAUGGGUGUGAUGGAGAUGAUGGGGAUGAUUGGGAUGAUGGAGAUGAUGGGGGUGAUGGGGAUGAAGGGGGUGAUGGGGAUGAAGGGGGUGAUGGAGACGAUGUGGAUGAUGUGGAUGAUGUGGAUGAUGUGGAUGAUGGAGAUGAUGAUGAUGGGGAUGAGGAGAAUGAUGUGGAUGUUGAAGAUGAUGGGUGUGAUGGGGAUAAUGGAGAUGAUGGGGAUGAAUGGAGAGAUGGGGAUGAUGUGGAUGAUGGAGAUUAUGGGGAUGAUGGAGAUGAUGGAGAUGCCUGGGAUGAUGGGGGAUGUGAUGGAGAUGAUGGAAAUGAUUGGUGUGAUGGGGAUGAUGGAGAUGAUGGAGAUGAUGGGGAUGAGGGGGGUGAUGUGGAUGAUGGAGACGAUGUGGAUGAUGUGGAUGAUGGAGAUGAUGAAGAUGAUGGGGAAGAUUGGUGUGAUGGGGAUAAAGGGGGUGAUGGGGAUGAAGGGCAUGAUGGGGGUGAUGUGGAUGAUGUGGAUGAUGGAGAUGAUGGGGAUGAUGGAUAUGAUGGAGAUGAUGGGGAUGAAUGGGGAGAUGGGAUGAUAUGGAUGAUGGAGAUGAUGGAGAUGAUGGGGAUGAUGGAGAUGAUGGGGAUGAUGGGGAUGACAGGUGUGAUGGGGAUGAUGGAGAUGGUGGGGAUGAAGGGGGUGAUGGGGAUGAUGGGAGUAAUGGGGAUGAUGGAGAUGAUGGAGAUGAUUGAUUUGAUUGGGAUGAUGGGGAUGAUUGGGGUGAUGUGGAUGUUGGGGGUGAUGGGAUAA
This is a messenger RNA of Danaus chrysippus (African queen), 1680 nucleotides long. Lineage: Eukaryota; Metazoa; Arthropoda; Insecta; Lepidoptera; Nymphalidae. The record is from the annotation of a GenBank genome assembly.